CCUCUAACUUCUCGCCAGUAGCCCACAUCAACUCCGAAGACCGGGGCGUGGACUCAGCCCGACGAUCCCCUGCUCUUAAAUUUGAGGAGACGACCGACUUUCGGGAGGAAAAAGGAGAAACCGACAAGAAAUCGAUCGACUCGCAGCUGGCUACAUGUUCCAAAUCUCAAAACAAAUUAAAAGAAAAAGCAAUCAAGGGAGGCACCCCGCAGCGUAACCAUGGAUGACAUCUUCACACAGUGUCGAGAAGGGAACUCAGUUGCUGUCCGUCUGUGGCUGGACAACACAGAGAAUGACCUCAACUUGGGCGAUGACCACGGCUUCAGUCCCCUCCACUGGGCAUGCAGGGAGGGGAGGAGCGGAGUUGUCGACAUGCUCAUCAUGAGAGGUGCUCGUAUUAAUGUGAUGAACCGUGGAGAUGAUACCCCAUUGCAUCUCGCCUCCAGCCAUGGGCAUAGAGACAUUGUGGCAAAGCUGAUUCAGUGCAAAGCCGACCCCAAUACGGUCAACGAGCAUGGAAACACACCACUCCACUAUGCCUGCUUCUGGGGCCAAGAUGAAGUGGCAGAGGACCUGGUGACCAGUGGUGCACAGGUGUGUAUAUGUAACAGGUAUGGACAGACACCUCUGGACAAAGCCAAGCCUCACCUAAGACAGCUGCUUCAAGAAAAGGCUGAGAAAAUGGGCCAGAGUAUGACCAAAGUCCCCUAUAAGGAAACUUUCUGGAAGGGCACCAUGCGAACACGACCUCGUAAUGGUACCCUCAACAAGCAGGCUGGUAUUGAUUAUAAGCAGCUUUCGCUCCUGGCAAAGAUCAAUGAAAACCAGUCUGGAGAGUUGUGGCAGGGUCGGUGGCAAGGGGAUGAGAUUAUAGUGAAGGUGCUGCAGGUUAGAGACUGGACCACCAGGAAGAGCAGAGACUUCAACGAGGAGCAUCCCAAACUCAGGAUCUUUUCUCAUCCGAACAUUCUGCCUGUUCUCGGGGCCUGUCAGUCACCUCCAUCCCCUCACCCCAUCAUCAUUACCCACUACAUGCCAUACGGAUCUCUCUUCAACAUACUGCACCAGGGCACUACUCUGGUGGUCGACCAAAGCCAGGCAGUGAAGUUUGCAUUGGACAUAGCUAGCGGCAUGGCUUUCCUCCACACCUUAGAACCAAUGGUUUCACGGCUUUACCUCAACAGUAAACAUGUCAUGAUUGAUGAGGACAUGACAGCCAGAAUAAGCAUGGCAGAUGCUAAGUUCUCCUUCCAGUGUCCUGGUCGUAUGUACUCUCCAGCAUGGAUGGCCCCUGAAGCCCUGCAGAAGAGGCCUGAGGACAUCAACAGAAGAUCUGCUGACAUGUGGAGCUUUGCUGUGUUACUGUGGGAGCUGGUUACCAGAGAGGUCCCCUUUGCUGACCUCUCGCACAUGGAGAUAGGCAUGAAGGUGGCUCUCGAAGGACUUCGGCCAACUAUUCCACCUGGGAUUUCCCCUCACAUCUGUAAGCUGAUGAGGCUCUGCAUGAACGAAGACCCAGCCAAGAGACCCAAGUUUGACAUGAUCGUCCCCAUCCUGGAGAAGAUGCAAGACAAGUGAAUGCCUUUGCUGCAUUCUCCUGUUACCAUGUUUUUUGACGUCAACCACUCUUUAUCUUCACUCCAAUCAUGUAUCUGCUUAGCCACUGUAAAUAUUGUCGGAGACCACUUUCGCUACACAAUUCAGACAAUGAGUAUUAUAUUGCUUUUCAUGUAUAAUUUAAAUUUGAGGUAUAAAUGUUCUUUAGCCUAUGUGCUCUUUUAUUACAGCUGAAACAUGCUCACCGAAAUAUGUGCAAACAUUUGAAUCCAGUGUGGAUUUUAUUUGGUGACAGAAACACAACAAAGAAAUGUGUAUAGAAAAAAAUGCUUUUAUACACAGUGAAUACCAAGGCAAUAAAUGUUUUAUAUUUAUGACAAAU
This is a messenger RNA of Plectropomus leopardus (leopard coralgrouper), 1939 nucleotides long. It is a transcript of the gene ilk, whose product is annotated as integrin-linked kinase. Gene Ontology annotation, molecular function: ATP binding; protein binding; protein serine/threonine kinase activity. Gene Ontology annotation, biological process: protein phosphorylation; integrin-mediated signaling pathway; substrate adhesion-dependent cell spreading. NCBI's taxonomy places the organism in Eukaryota, Metazoa, Chordata, Actinopteri, Perciformes, Serranidae. Gene Ontology annotation, cellular component: focal adhesion; stress fiber. The record is from RefSeq and is a predicted model, not a curated record.